CUCUGUGGAAAUCCCACACGAUUCAAAUUAGAGGCGAGCGAGAGAAGCCGAUCGAUUCCUCUUCCCAUCACGGUCUUGUGCUGCGUUCUCGCGUCGCCGAUCUCGUCGCUACGCCGCCACCGACGAUGUCUAACCUCCCGCAGCCGCACUGCCUCGCCCCUGCCUUCGGCGGAGGCCCCGCCCCUCCGCCCCUGUCGUCCGCCGCCGGGGGCGGGCAGCCCGUGAGGGACCGCAAGAUCGCGUCCGCGGAGCAGCUCGUGCUGGAUCUCUGUGAACCGGAUCUCCGGGAGAACGCGCUGGGGGAGCUUUCCAAGAAGAGAGAGAUAUUUCAAGAUUUGGCUCCUUUGUUAUGGAACGCAUAUGGGACAAUUGCAGCACUCCUCCAAGAGAUAGUUUCUAUAUACCCUUUUCUUUCACCUCCAACUUUAUCACCAGGUGCAUCAAAUAGAGUCUGCAAUGCUCUUGCCCUUCUUCAGUGUGUAGCAUCACAUCCUGAUACACGAAUUCUUUUCCUAAAUGCACACAUCCCUUUGUAUUUGUAUCCCUUUUUGAAUACCACUAGUAAGACAAAGCCAUUUGAGUAUUUAAGAUUGACCAGCCUGGGGGUUAUUGGCGCCCUUGUAAAGGUUGAUGACACGGAGGUAAUUAGUUUUCUUCUUCAAACAGAAAUAAUUCCUUUGUGCCUGCGCACGAUGGAGAUGGGUAGUGAACUUUCAAAGACGGUUGCGACCUUUAUUGUUCAAAAGAUAUUGUUGGAUGAUGUUGGGCUUCGGUACAUUUGUGCUACCGCAGAACGUUUUUAUGCUGUAGGUCAAGUGCUUGGAUCCAUGGUCACAUCACUUGCUGAACAGCCAUCUGCGAGACUCCUGAAGCAUAUAAUUCGUUGUUACUUAAGGCUUUCGGAGCACCCAAGGGCAUGUGGAAGUUUGAACAACUGUCUUCCCAAUAUGCUAAAAGACGGAUCUUUUAACAAUUAUAUUGAUGAUCCUACAACUCGGCACUGGCUGCAGCAGCUACUACACAAUGUUGGUGGCAUAAAUCGGGUAGCCAAUCUUCAGGGUGGACUCGAUCAUAUUAUCGGAAGUUAGGGAUUCUUGUGCUCAUCAAGUAAUGUAUCAGUCUUUAUCUCAGUUCAUUUUGGUCACUUUAUCACCUGUUGUUUGAGGUGGAAAAAGACCUGUUCUAUUUUGUGAAAAACACCAUGAUUAGAAAUAACAAAGAGGAACUGUCAUGUUGUUUUCCCUCCCAUCACCUAAUGGCAGUGUAAUGCAGUGCGCAAGCUAUCUGCUAGCAGUGUCAUAUUGGCUGUUUUCCUCAUCCAAUGUUCCUAACUUUAUACAUAAACCUACUUGGUGUCAUAUUGGUUUACGAAAUGAGAAGUUGUAUCCACAAAUAUUGAGAUCAAAUAGUGAAAUUUGAUUCUUUUGUUCA
This is a messenger RNA of Musa acuminata AAA Group (dessert banana), 1431 nucleotides long. RefSeq lists its product as uncharacterized. Bases 126 to 1088 code for a protein of 320 amino acids. The transcript is spliced from 9 exons. Lineage: Eukaryota; Viridiplantae; Streptophyta; Magnoliopsida; Zingiberales; Musaceae. The record is from RefSeq and is a predicted model, not a curated record. Gene Ontology annotation, cellular component: CCR4-NOT complex; P-body; CCR4-NOT core complex. Gene Ontology annotation, biological process: negative regulation of translation; mRNA catabolic process.